Molecule: messenger RNA, 844 nt
Organism: Aspergillus nidulans FGSC A4
Lineage: Eukaryota; Fungi; Ascomycota; Eurotiomycetes; Eurotiales; Aspergillaceae
Product: mRNA splicing protein YJU2
Exons: 2
Coding region: 1-819 (272 amino acids)
Biological process (GO): mRNA splicing, via spliceosome; generation of catalytic spliceosome for first transesterification step; generation of catalytic spliceosome for second transesterification step
Cellular component (GO): Prp19 complex; U2-type catalytic step 2 spliceosome; spliceosomal complex
Molecular function (GO): U2 snRNA binding; first spliceosomal transesterification activity
Source: RefSeq, a predicted model, not a curated record
AUGUCUGAACGAAAAGUCUUGACGAAAUACUACCCCCCCGACUUCGACCCGUCGGCGAUAACCCGCACGCCGAAGCACCUCCGCUCUUCAGGCCCCAAGGUAAUAACCGUGCGCCUAAUGGCCCCCUUCAGCAUGAAAUGCACCCAAUGCGGCGAAUACAUCUAUAAGGGCCGAAAAUUCAACGCGCGUAAGGAAACAACGGAGGAGAAAUACUUCUCGAUUCCGAUUUACCGCUUCUACAUCAGAUGUACGCGAUGCAGCGGGGAGAUCACGUUCCUUACGGAUCCGAAGAAUAUGGACUACAGGGCAGAGAAGGGAGCGAAGAGGAACUUCGAGCCCUGGCGGGACUCGAAAGCGGAUAAUCAUGAGGAGACCGAGCAGGAGGUUUUGGAUCGCUUAGAGAGGGAGGAGAACGAAGAGCAGGAGCAGCUUGAGCGAGAUAAAAUGGCAGAGUUGGAGGAGAAGAUGCUGGAUUCGAAAAGGGAGAUGGCAAUUGCGGAUGCAUUGGACGAGAUCAGGACGAGAAAUGCGAGAAUUGAGCGGAGUGAGGCACUGGGUGACGAAGCGGCGCUUGCGCAUGUACAGGAACAGGUGGACGAGGCGGCGUUGAAGGCUCAGAGGGAGGAUGAAGAAGCUGCGCGGAAGGCGUUUAUGACGACGACGGGAGAGAAGGUGAAGAGAUUGGUGGAGGACGAGUCGACGCCGGAGCAGGCAACAAUAUCAGCGCCACCUCCAUCCUUCACACGGGUCAAGAAGGCGAAGAAGCCUCUGGCUAAUACCCUAGGUAUCAAGAAGAAGCCCAAGCCUUCGUUGGUAUGACAUGUAUGAUUUCUUUACGUUUUGU